AUGGUGCUACCGCUUUGGAUGAGGGGUGGUAAAGCCAUCUCAAUCCCUCUAACUCGACAUCACAUCCUUCAACUACCCCUCUUCCCUACCCUCCUCCUCCUCUUCGGCUUAUUCAUACUCUAUAACCAAAUACGUCCCACUCCACCCUACAGACCAUAUCACCCAUCUUCUCCUCUCUCAUCAAAACAAUAUGCAUUAUCCUCUUCACCAUUCGUAGUUGAUCCUUCAUUAUUCCUCUCUCCUCCACCGAUAAAUAAACCCGACUAUUUACCUGAUCCAUUGCCUCCCAAAAACCCAAAGAUGCUCAUUCCCAACUCGGUUCAUUAUGUAUAUGGUCUGAAGGACGUUAAAGAUGGUGAGAAGGGAGAGGAAUUACCGUAUUAUGCUUAUUUGGCGAUGAGGAGUGCUUUGAUCAACUUGAAGCCGGAAAAAACGUAUUUCCACUACAAACACCUACCUACCGGACCAUGGUGGGAUCUCAUCUCCCCUCAUCUCACGCUCAUACGUACAGAAGUGCCCGAUCAGAUAUACGGUAGACCACUAAAUCAUUUUGCGCAUAAGGCGGAUGUGUUGAGAUUGCUGGCUAUGAAGUACUCGGGAGGGAUUUAUCUGGAUAUUGACAUCUAUGUUAUCAAACCAUUCGACGAUCUGCUAUACUUCCCCACAACGCUCGGUAUGGAAGCUUCGCCUGAUUCUAGACGAUCAGCCUUGGAUCCCGAGGGAUUAUGUAACGCCGUGAUAAUAUCCACCCCUCAAUCACCAUUCAUCGACCGCUGGCUGGCCUCAUACGAGACCUUCGACGGUGGUGUAUGGGCUCACCAUUCAGUGGUGAAACCAUGGGAGCUUGCUAGAGCGCAUCCGGAAGAGAUCCAGGUAUUGAGUGAAAGAGCGUUCUUCUGGCCUAUGUGGCAUGGUGAGGAGGUUCAGAAAGUGCAUGAGGAAGGGGAAUUUGAUUUUGAUAAGACUGGGCAGUAUGCAUACCAUGCUUGGGAGUCGUUGGCUAUGGGCUACUUGUCGAAACUCUCGCCCAGGAGCAUAAGGGAGAAUGAUAAUUCCUUUAAUAGGAUGGUCAAGAAAUUUAUCGGACCGGAGGACGAUGAAGUGUAUAAAAGGUGGAAAGGGGGAGAUUAG
Messenger RNA from Kwoniella botswanensis, 1131 nucleotides. RefSeq lists its product as uncharacterized. The record is from RefSeq and is a predicted model, not a curated record. Bases 1 to 1131 code for a protein of 376 amino acids. Lineage: Eukaryota; Fungi; Basidiomycota; Tremellomycetes; Tremellales; Cryptococcaceae. The transcript is spliced from 7 exons.